AUGAACAAUCUGAGCGCUGAGCUCAUACUGAACGAGCACAACAUCGAAAUACCAGCACCAACUGCAGCGGAUGUGGACAGCAGCGCGGCCAUCAAUGUCAGCCAAGUGGUCACGCAUCUGCAGGGCAUCAACAACAGCUUUGUGCUGAAUGUGGUCAAUCGCUUGAAUCGCAUAUAUGAUUUUAAAAACUUUAUAUUCUACUUAUCGGAGCGUUUGAAUGUGCACAACCCAAGCGGCGAUGAGUUCCUGUUCAACUUUCGCCGCACCUUUCCACUGAAGCCGAAAGUUUUUCUACGCCAGCAUAGCAAUGGCAGCAGAACAAUGCGCGAUCUGAUAAGCACACCCUCGCUGGUGAUGAUCUAUACGACGGGCAGCACGGAUCCCAUUAUGGAGGUGGCGGCGCAAAGCUUGAAAGGCGUGCGUUGGUUCAAGACCAUGUUCAUUUUGUUUCCGCGUCUGACCAGCGCUGAUUUCUACGCCGACUUGGACGACUAUGCGCGCUUUAGCAGGCUUGUGCGGGAGGUGCUGGAGUGGUCCUGGCAGCGGCAGUUCACCAACACGCUGCUGCUCACCAUACGCAAUCAUGUUUAUCUGCUGGAGCCGUAUCCCACACUCAGCGUAGUCAAUAGCACGCUCAACUGGCAGGCGCGCAAGUUCUUCAAGCGCUAUGCGAGCAACAUGCAGGGCUAUGUGGUGCAGUCCCCCAUUAUGUACGACCUGCCGCGUGUGUUUAAGGGGCGGAAUGGGCAGGUGUUUGGCAAUAGUGGGCGCUUGUUUUACAAUUUUCUGCACUGGGUGAAUGCGACGCUGCAUGUGCCAAACGAGAAUCAGACGCUCAAAUAUUUUGAGCUCUCGAGCAUGCUGGAAUUGGUUAUACAGGGCGUAUACGAAACGAUGAUACACUCGUUUACAGAUCUUACCGGCAACCACUCGUCCAGCUUUAGCUAUCCCAUAGGCAUCAACGACUGGUGUCUCAUGGUGCCCUACAAUCGCCAAUCUCCGCAAGAAACCUACGUGCGUGAGGCGCUGGAUGACAUAGUCUGGCUGCUGCUGCUGCUGACCGCUGCGUACAUGAGCAUGGCCAUCUGGCUGUGCACACCGCGGCGUCCGCGUGACUUUAGCGCCGCUGUGCUGCAGUGCGUCACCUGCUUUACCAACAGUCCGCCCUUGUCUGUCAUGCGCAUCGCCACCAAGCGCAUGCGUUACUUAUACGUCAUGAUGUUCAUCAUGGGUAUUGUCAGCUCGAACAUGUACAUAUCCAAAAUGGCCAGCUAUAUGACCUCGACGCCCACUCCGCUGCAGCUCAACACUAUGCAGGACAUCAUAGCAGCCAAUUUACGCAUUCAGGUGCAAAGCUUUGAGUACGACCGUUUGGUGCUGUCCUCGCAGCAAUAUUCACAGCGCUUUCUGCAGCAGGUGGACGUGGUGGAUGCGCAGACAAGUCAACUGCAUCGCGAUAGGCUCAAUACCAGCUUUGGCUAUUUUGUGCCCAGCGAUCGUUGGAUCUUUCUGGACAUGCAGCAGCGGCAUCUGAACAAGCCGCGCUUCAGGCUCACAGACAUUUGCACUGGGCCCUUCUAUCAUGUGUAUCCCAUGCACUUGGACUCGCACCUGCACUCGGUGCAUCAGGAAUUCAUAUUGCUGGUGCAGCAGUCGGGACUGCACCAGUAUUGGUCGCAGGAGGCUUUUCUGGAAGCCUUGAGCAUGCAUUAUAUGCAAUACUACUUGGAGACCAACGCUCCCGCGCCGCUCAGCAUGAGCUUCUUUGGCACUAUGAUGCGCACUUGGUGUAUGGGCUUGGUGCUCGCUGGUCUGUCCUUUGUCUUGGAGAUGAAGUGCCAGUUGCUUAAAAGCUACAAGCAGCGCUUUAAAUUUAGUUUUCAGCGCAAGCUACAAGCGCUUUUCAAUGUACUCAGACGACAGUAA
This is a messenger RNA of Drosophila busckii, 1926 nucleotides long. RefSeq lists its product as uncharacterized. The transcript has a single exon. Lineage: Eukaryota; Metazoa; Arthropoda; Insecta; Diptera; Drosophilidae. The record is from RefSeq and is a predicted model, not a curated record. Bases 1 to 1926 code for a protein of 641 amino acids.